This is a messenger RNA of Hippocampus zosterae (dwarf seahorse), 3681 nucleotides long. RefSeq names its product carcinoembryonic antigen-related cell adhesion molecule 5. The transcript is spliced from 18 exons. The record is from RefSeq and is a predicted model, not a curated record. Gene Ontology annotation, biological process: cell surface receptor signaling pathway. NCBI's taxonomy places the organism in Eukaryota, Metazoa, Chordata, Actinopteri, Syngnathiformes, Syngnathidae. Bases 259 to 2811 code for a protein of 850 amino acids. Gene Ontology annotation, molecular function: transmembrane signaling receptor activity.
UGGCAUUUUUUUGCUGAGAAGUCGAGGUCUGAACGUGCUUGACAAACUCAUUUCCUGGAGAACAACAUGAAAAAGCAGAUGUGGCCAAUGGAGGAAAGCUGCUGCUCACACGCCCGUUCAGUGGUUUUCCUUUAUUGAGCUUCAGCACACAGCGACUGCAUCACUUCACUGCAUGUGCCACUCAAUGGAAAAUGGGUUCUAUCGACGUCUUUGGUGUCAUGUAUAUUGCUGCUCUCUGUUCUGCUCUGGCUUACGAGGAUGCAAAAGCGUGAGUAUAUGCUCACUUCCUGGUUCGCUCCUAUUCCGUUUCGCUUCACUGUCACCGGGUCCCAGCCUCAGUUAAACGUACUCAUUGACUCAGGAGUCACUUCCAUGUUGAUGGACAUUGUGCCAACCAGUGCUCCGCCAAAUGAAAACAAGACGAUCUAUGUCACCUCCAUGUUCAGAAACAUUUUCCCAACGAGUGAAGCAUCAACUGAGACGCAGACAGUCUAUGAGCCUCCAGUCCCAUCACUGCAACUGCAGUCCAACUGGUGGGACGUGUUCCCCUUUGAGAAAGCAGACUUUGUAUGUAGUGUCAACAGCAGCUCUGACUGGAGCUUCAUUUGGUACAGAAAUGGCCAGCGCUUGCAUGACGUAGACCAAAAUGUCUCAUCCAAUCUGUCCAACCAAGCGGCACUCACGAUCACCGCAGAAUCUCAGGCGGAAUCUGGAAUGUACUCUUGUAAAGCUCAUCACGAAGUGAAGGGCGAGUCCAUCCUCAGUAACCGAAUUGAACUGAAAGUUUAUGCAAACAAGCCCAAACCAAUGUUGGUGCUUAACCCCAAGUUGCAGAAAAUGUUCCCUGGAGAAUCUGUCACCUUCCAGUGCGUAAUGGACGUUCCCUCUGGAUGGCACUACAUGUGGUACCACAAUGACAAGCAAAUCCCAGGAUCUCUUGAAAACAGUUUCAGAAUAAUUUCUUUAACAGUGUCCGACAGUGGUCGUUACCACUGCAAAGCCAAGAGAGGACAAAAUCCUUUCUACACAGAGCAGAGUGAAACAUCAAUGCUGGAGGUCUCUGAACCACCCACGCCAACCGUGAAGCUGCGGACUUCUUGGUCAGACGUCUUCCAAAUGGAAAGCGUGGAGCUGACUUGUGAUGUGGUCAGACCUAACUGGACAGUCACUUGGCACAGAAAUGGAGUGGCGCUCCAAGAGGACCCGGCGCUGGUUCUGAGCUUCGGCGGAACUCUUCUUAACAUCACCUGUGCUUCUCGAGCCCACGGGGGAAGAUAUGCCUGCAAAGCUCACCUCAAGUUCAGGGGAGUCAGCUCUGAUUUCAGCAACACCACAAGUGUUACAGUCUACGAAAAUAUCCCGAAACCAUCACUCAGCAAGUAUCCUGUUGUGACCUUGAUGUAUGUUGGAGAAACCGUCACAUUCACCUGCAAAGUUGAUGUGGGGUCUGGUUGGGUUUACCACUGGUUCAAAGACGAAAAGAAGCUCGUGGCUACAGACAAAACCCUUCGAAUCAAACUCAGCCCUCAUGAUGGGGGGAUCUAUUGGUGCAAGGCCACCAGGGGCCAAAGAACAGCGACGGACAUCAGCGACAGGAUGACUCAAGAGGUUCUCGAAAUUCCUCUGCCAUCUUUGACGAGAAAGAGUCAGUGGGCCGAUGUGUUCCCCACCGAGAGUGUGACACUUAGCUGCACGAUGGUCAACAGUUCUGGGUGGACGUAUAUGUGGCACCGAGACAAUCGGGUGAUCCCCAGUGAUGACGCCGUGUCUUUUGGGCCGGAUGGAGCAACCCUGUCCAUCCACUCUGCUUCGACUUCUCACAAAGGACAGUACUGCUGCUGGGGGAAGCUCAAAGACAGGGCUGUAAGCAGCAACUGCACAUCUGGAAUGACCCUCAUGGUUUAUGACAACAAACCAAUCGCCAAACUGGGGCAGGACCCGGAGGACGUGGUUAUGCACUCUGGAGAUUCCGUCUCGUAUAGCUGUCACAUCAACCAGUCCUCUGGAUGGGAGUACGUGUGGUACCAAGAUGACACUCGGCUCACAGUAUCUGGAAACAAUUACACAAUACCUUCUGUGGACAAAACAAACACUGGAUCAUAUAAAUGUGAAGCAGUCAGAGGGAGAACUACUAGUAUCUUCAAAACGGAACAAAGUCAAGCUUUAAGGCUCCAAGUUGAAGAACGGCCAUCAGCAAAUAUAAUGGUCUUAACCGGCUGGUCUGAGGUCUUCUCCACUGACAGUCUUGUGCUUAUGUGUGAGGUGAAAGGUAGCGAGGAAAUGUGGACCUUCAAAUGGUUUAAGGAAGGCCAGUGGAUCAUGAACUCAUCAUCUGACAAAUACACGGUAACACCCCAGAAUGACCCUGCGCAGAGCCAGUACAUUUGCCAGGGUAUUCACAGCGGGCGACCUUCUUACUCCCAACGCAGCGAUGCUCUCGCAACGAAGAACUUAUUGUUAAAGAGGCGGGUGCUUCUUUCCAUCUCCGGCUGUAUCCUCUUUGGUAUCAUUGCUGUUUUCUUCGGCUGCGUUGUUCUCAGAGUCACCAGAAGAAAAGACCACGAUGAAGGGCCAGAGGAGGCCGAGCUCUUCCUCACCAUGGCUCAACUCAAGGACCGUGAUGACGCUCCUUGUCCACUGGUUGAUUACAUCACAGAUGAGAAAUUAAACGAUCUAGCAAAAGAAGGAGCGGACGUUUGUAGUGAAGAAACGCCACUGCCCGUAACCUCUCCGGAUGACCAAGUUGUGACAACGGAGAGCUGUGAAAAACCUCCAUCGGAGGAAGGUGCUCUGGUUUCCUUUCAACACUGAUCUGCCGACGAUGUCUGUGUUGAAGUAUUUGAAGCCUGCAUUCAACAGCCAAAGAAAAGUUGAUGAAAAUAACAACAUACCGUAUGAGACUGGCUGGCGGUGCAAAUGAAAAGUCAAAUCUCCACUGAUGCACAUUGCACAUUUUAUUGGUUGCUUCAAAGUGUAGGAUUCUAUUUUUUUUUAGCUCAUUUACGUUUCGUUAAAAUAUUUUGGAACAUUUACUUUGUCAGCGGGCGGCCCGCUAGUCCAGCGGUUAGCACGUCGGCUUCACAGUACAGAGGUACCGGAUUCGAUUGCAGCUCUGGCCUCCCUGUGUGGAGUUUGCAUGUUCUCCCCGGGCCUGCGUGGGUUUUCUCCGCGUGCUCUGGUUUCCUCCCACAUUCCAAAAACAUGCGUGGCAGGCUGAUCGAACACUCUAAAUUGUCCCUAGGUGUGAGUGUGAGCGUGGGUGGUUGAUCGUCUAUGUGUGCCCUGCGAUUGGCUGGCAACCGAUUCAGGGUGUCCCCCGCCUACUGCCUGGAGACAGUUGGGAUAGGCUCCAGCACCCCCCGCGACCCUAGUGAGGAUCAAGCGGCUCGGAAGAUGAAUGAAUGAAUACUUUGUCAGCUGUCCACGCGACCCAUGAGGAAAAGCGGAGUCAUGGAUGGAUGGAUACUUUGUCAGCUUCCUUACCCUCACUGCAUGACAGAAGCCCAUCGCUAUUCAUUUAUGCCCGACUCAUCCAGCAAACACCAGAUUAGACAAUUUUGAUAAAUCUUAAAGACAAGAGUUGUACCUUUAAUGUAAAUGUGACAGCAACAUUUGUUCUCUGUCUGUCUGUUGUGGCCUGUUGGAUAAUAUGUGACGAAUAAAACGACAAUUAAAAAAAUA